UUGAAUUUUUCUUAGAAUAUUGUAAAACUAGGAGGUUGUGCGAGUAUGCGGAGUCAUCUGCAAGUAAGGGCCGGGCCAAGCUGAAGCUUUCUGAAGCGCAAUGAAGAUCACUAGCACCAGGAUGGAGGAAGAAGUGGACGCCUCUGUGAUGGUGCCGAUCUCUCCGCUGAGUAUAGUGCUAACUGGAGUCUCCGUCGUCUUGCGCUUCAUUUCCAUCAUCAUCAACUGGAGUCUGGCCUAUGAUUAUUGGCUGGAGGGAUCCUACAGCUACACAGCCUGGACAAUUGGAUCGAUUCUGUUGCCCAUGGUGAUCACAUCGGCCGUAUACACGAAUGUAUUGUCUGCCAGCAACUCAGACCAGAGGGGCAUGUACUCCACUGUUGUGCUGUCAUAUCUCUUUCGGGACGGAUAUGCCCUACAUUAUGCCCUGGAGUACAGCAAAGCACAAACACAAGGCCACAAAGAGUUAGAAAUAAAAUACUAUCAGCAAAUGCUGAGGGAAGAGUGUGAUGUGGGUUUUAUCCGGCUCUUUGAUUCGUUUCUGGAAUCUGCGCCCCAAAAAAUACUUCAGCUUGUGAUACUGAUGCGAUCUUCAAAGAAAUUGACAUAUUAUCGCCUGUUGGCUUUCUUGAUAUAUUUUGUUAGCAUUGCAUGGUGCAUACAGGCCUAUAAUCGUUCUAAUCGCCUGGUGCAGCUAGACAAAUAUGAUAUAGCGGCCAAGGGGCGUUUUGUGCAAUUCCUUUUUCUCCUAUGUCUCACGGGUAACUCAGUCGACCAUGUAAUUAUUAUAACCGGUAUGCACUCUAUACAUAUUUUUUAUUUCGCAGUUUCACGCACUUUAUGCAUUGCGUAUAUGGCCAGUCUCUUCCCCCUGGAAACACUGGGGGUGUGCAUCCUUCAUGUAUGUUUUUGUGGCACUGUCGUCUUUGUGUUGGACUCGCCAGCGAUUGCCAAAUCUAGAAUGUUAAACUAUAUCUAUUGCCUGACCUUUGGCGUGGUGUAUAUAUUUAUUUUCACCCCUGUAAAAGAUGGACCAACAAAGUAUAAGUACACCUCGUACCUGACAUUUUGCCUUUUGCAAAACAUUAUCGUCUGUGUUCUAUAUAUCGCCCUGUAUUUUUCUAUUGCCAUUAUUGCCUUAUAUGUUUGUGGUAUCCUACUCACGAUCUAUUACUAUCUUUACUGCCACCCAAGUAUUUUAUGUCCAUAGAUAUCCACUUAGAUUUUUGUAAAUUUG
This is a messenger RNA of Drosophila persimilis, 1237 nucleotides long. RefSeq names its product XK-related protein 6. Lineage: Eukaryota; Metazoa; Arthropoda; Insecta; Diptera; Drosophilidae. Gene Ontology annotation, cellular component: plasma membrane. The coding region runs from base 101 to 1210 and encodes 369 amino acids. The transcript is spliced from 4 exons. Gene Ontology annotation, biological process: engulfment of apoptotic cell; apoptotic process involved in development; phosphatidylserine exposure on apoptotic cell surface. The record is from RefSeq and is a predicted model, not a curated record.